Molecule: messenger RNA, 1458 nt
Organism: Phytophthora sojae
Lineage: Eukaryota; Oomycota; Peronosporomycetes; Peronosporales; Peronosporaceae
Exons: 2
Coding region: 1-1458 (485 amino acids)
Biological process (GO): nucleobase-containing compound metabolic process
Cellular component (GO): cytoplasm; mitochondrion
Molecular function (GO): ATP binding; AMP kinase activity
Source: RefSeq, a predicted model, not a curated record
AUGGUGCUUCAGCUGUUCGUGAAUGGCCCGCCGGGAUCGGGCAAGUCGACGCUCGCCAAACUCCUAAGCGAGGAGUUCAACUUGGAGCUCGUCGCCACCGGCGACUUGUUGCGUGAGAAUAUCAAGGCGCAGACCACCGCUGGUCGUAGAGCGCAGCGCUGCAUUGCGGCAAAGAAGCUGGUCCCCGAUCGCGUUGUGCUCGAUAUGGUGGAGACCAAAGUGGCGACCUCCCUGGCGCGUGGUCGGGCUGGCUGGGUGCUCGACAGUUUCCCGCGAACUACGGAUCAAGCGGAAGCGUUGAUGACCAAGCCAGACCUUUGUCCUGCCGUCGUGAUCUUGCUCGAUCUCCCCGAGACAGACUGCAUCACUCGCAUUUGUGGACGUCGCUUCGACCCGGUGACAGGAUCCAUUUUCCACUCGCCAACUAACCUUCCUCGUGACGCGGUAGUUCGUGCAAGACUCACACGACGCCGCGAUGACUCAAGCGACCGACUUUCACCGCGAUUCGAGGCCUACCGGACCUUCGGUGAGGCCACGAACGAGCUAUAUGCUAGAUCUCAAAGCGUUGUGCACCGAGUUGACGCCUCCAAGUCUUCAAGUGUGAUUCUGGAAGACGUGUCAGCUUUGCUUCACUCACUCGUAGCGAAACCUCGGCAGAUUCACGGCAACAACAGCAUUAUCAACAACAACCAGACCCAGCAGGUCGACAAUAUCGUUGCCAAAGCGAAUUUCCGGCAGCGACCGGAGACCAUUCUGGAAACAUCAGAGGAGAACGAAGACGACGACAUGCAGCAGUACCAGUACGACUGGGAAGACGACGAGGCGUCUAUCAGCCGCAGUCGGCUCCUCCUUCCAAAGGCAGAAAACUCCAACAACAAUAACGACACAGUUCCUCCUCCCCCCGCGCCAAUGUUACGCCCCCUGCCAGCACCGACGGGCAAAUUCAGAGGACUAAGCGGACCAACGGAGAUUAUCAAGUCCUCAGUCCAGUCGGUAGUGGUGCGUGAUUCUAUCAGCGUCCGAAGCAGUAGCAUUUGCAGCAACAGCAGCACGACAAGCUUGGAGACGGCGGCAGCCUCCGUGGAUAUGGAGACGUUCAAGGAGCUGCUACUGGAUGGGUUCGAGGCCGUCAAGCACGGGCGUCGUGGUCGACCGCACCCCCGACUCAUCUUCACAGACUUGGACUUCAAGCGAGUAUUCUGGCAGAAGGCCAUGGGCGCUGCAGAUCGAGUGGGCAAAGGCAAACACGCGCGACUCGAGCAGAGCGUCGUACUCGGGGACGUCAUUCAGGUAGCCAGAGGCAUGAAGACUGCUGUGCUCAAGCGGUCGGGUAAUGUGGCGCGUUAUGAAUGCUACGUCUCCCUCGUCACGCCGACGCGCACGCUGGACUUGGAGUUGCCGAACGCCCAGCUCGCAGACUUUUUGCAGCGAGGCUUCGACCAGCUUCUCCACAACUGA